GCGGCCCUUUUAAACAACCUUCCUACGCUGUGCUUCUCUUCUCUCUACUUCAACUCCCACUGUGCAUUUUUUAGAGAGAGAAACUUCCCACUUCGCCAACAUUUUCCGACGAACCGAUGGAAAAUUAAAAUCUGAGAGUUGGGAAAAUGAGGCCCCCAUUACAAGGGAUUGCAAAUGAUGUACAUGGAAGAUUAGUAUUUUACAAGCAAGAUUGGAUUGGAGGUAUUAAAUCUGGAAUUGGGAUAUUAGCUCCAACAACCUUCAUUUUCUUUGCUUCUGCACUUCCUGUCAUAGCUUUUGGAGAACAACUCAGCAGAGACACAGAUGGAAGCUUGAGCACAGUUGAGACUUUAGCUUCAACAGCAAUAUGUGGAAUCAUACAAUCAUUAAUUGGUGGGCAACCUCUCUUAAUAGUAGGAGUUGCUGAACCUACUGUGAUUAUGUACUCUUAUCUUUACAAAUUUGCCCAAGGAAGGCCUGAUUUGGGAAAACAACUUUACUUAGCUUGGACCGGAUGGGUUUGUGUGUGGACCUCCCUCAUGUUAAUUCUGCUUUCGGUAUUCAAUGCUGCAACGAUCAUUAAUCGCUUCACUAGGUUUGCCGGAGAGCUCUUUGGCAUGUUGAUCACUGUUCUUUUCAUCCAAGAGACUAUCAAGGGAGCUGUGAGUGAAUUUGGAAUUCCUAAGGGCGAGAAUCCUAGCGAAAUGAAAUUCCAGUUCCAAUGGCGUUAUGUAAAUGGGCUUCUCGGUAUCAUAUUUACCUUUGGUCUUCUCUCAACGGCCUUAAAAAGUCGUAGGGCAAGAGCAUGGCGCUAUAGUACAAGUCGUGUUAGAAGCUUCAUUGCCGAUUAUGGGGUUCCUUUAAUGGUUGUGGUCUGGACCGCUGUAUCAUUUAGUGUUCCUAAUGGCGUUCCUGAGGGAGUACCUAGACGACUUUACAGCCCUCUGCCUUGGCAAUCUGAAUCUUUGUAUCAUUGGACUGUUGUCAAGGAUAUGGCUAAGGUACCGGUAGUAUACAUCUUUGCUGCGAUAAUCCCUGCUGUGAUGGUGGCCGGACUCUACUUCUUUGAUCAUAGUGUUGCUUCUCAACUCGCGCAGCAAAAGGAGUUCAAUUUACGAAAGCCUUCCACUUACCACUAUGAUAUCUUAGUUCUUGGACUUAUGACUUUGCUUUGUGGACUAAUUGGACUUCCUCCAUCAAAUGGUGUCCUUCCGCAAUCACCAAUGCAUACUAAGAGCCUCGCUACCCUUAAACGUCAGCUAAUGGGGAAGAAGAUGGCGAAGUGUGCGAAACAAAACAUAAAGAACAAUGCAAGUAGCACCGAAAUCUAUGAUAAGAUCGAAGAUAUAUUUAUCGAAAUGGAUCAAAGCUCGGAUCCCUUUGAAGUUGCCAAGGAGCUUAAAGAACUAAAACAGGCAGUGAUGAAGAAAGACGGAAAGGAAGGAAAAGAAAACAAUGGUUUUACGCUUGAUCAUAUCAAUCCUUUUUUGCCCGUUAGAGUGAACGAGCAAAGAGUGAGCAACCUCUUACAAUCGGUUUUAGUAUUAAUGGCUAUGUUUGCUAUGCCCGUGAUCAAGUUGAUACCCACCUCCGUUCUUUGGGGAUACUUUGCAUAUAUGGCUAUUGAUAGUCUCCCGGGAAGCCAAUUUUGGGAAAGGAUCCUCCUCCUUUUCAUCACUCCAUCAAGAAGAUACAAAGUAUUGGAAGGUCUUCAUGCAUCAUACAUAGAAUCAGUACCCUUUAAGUGCAUUGCAGCAUUCACAAUAUUCCAGUUUGUGUACUUACUGAUCUGUUUCGGGAUCACUUGGAUUCCGAUUGCUGGAAUACUUUUCCCCUUACCAUUCUUCCUUCUGAUAAGCAUAAGACAACAUAUUCUCCCAAAGUUUUUUGAACAGAUUUAUCUACAAGAACUGGAUGCUGCUGAGUAUGAGGAGAUUAUCGGUGCACCCAGACGCGCUGUUAGUCUAUCUUUCAAGAGUGAAAAUCAUGAAGAUGAACCAAUGGGAGAUCGCGGUGAGAAACUAGAUGAACUUACAACCAGCAGAGGGGAGUUCAGGAUCAGAACUUUGAGCUUUAGUAACAUACAAAGGGAAACUUCUAAAGAUGAACCUAUGGGAAAUGAGAUAUUAGAUGAACUCACUACUAGUAGAGGAGAGUUCAGGAUCAGAACCUUUAGCUUUAAUAAUCCACAGAUUCAACGUCAAGAUAUUGUUCAUCCAGCACGGAGUAAUAGUUUUGAAUGAUCAAGCAGAGAAGUUUGACAUUAAUGAAGAUGAGACAUUACUACAAAACUAAACAACAAUGGUUGGUCAUAGCCCAUGACAUCUUAGCCAAGUAGUUAAGAUUGAGGUCAUUAUUAUCUUAGGUACUUUAUUACAAUUUAAGUCUGUUACAUUUUUUAUUAUUAUAUGUCAUGUUUAAUAUGUAAUAUUUUCUUUUUGAAAAUGAUUCAUACUUUUUUUAUUUCA
This is a messenger RNA of Amaranthus tricolor (Joseph's coat), 2468 nucleotides long. RefSeq names its product boron transporter 4-like. The transcript has 13 exons. Gene Ontology annotation, molecular function: solute:inorganic anion antiporter activity. NCBI's taxonomy places the organism in Eukaryota, Viridiplantae, Streptophyta, Magnoliopsida, Caryophyllales, Amaranthaceae. Gene Ontology annotation, cellular component: plasma membrane. The record is from RefSeq and is a predicted model, not a curated record. Gene Ontology annotation, biological process: monoatomic anion transport; monoatomic ion homeostasis; transmembrane transport. Bases 147 to 2243 code for a protein of 698 amino acids.